Messenger RNA from Aspergillus luchuensis, 1392 nucleotides. RefSeq lists its product as uncharacterized. Lineage: Eukaryota; Fungi; Ascomycota; Eurotiomycetes; Eurotiales; Aspergillaceae. The coding region runs from base 1 to 1392 and encodes 463 amino acids. The transcript is spliced from 6 exons. The record is from RefSeq and is a predicted model, not a curated record.
AUGCUAGUAUUUCAGAUGACUCACCUCUGGAUACCUGGGUUGCCCUACAAGAAGGCUCCCGUAGCCGACCGGUUCAAGUCGAGUGCGCCAUUUCUUUCGUUUCCCACGGCACACACGGCGCGCUUCGUCUUUCGCCGGAACUACGAGAACACCUCUUCCCGCUCCUUCCAGACAGUCUCGCCCCCCCGAACUGUCGUCCGCUCUCUCCUGCCAGUCUCGACUGGUGUCCGUUCCCUCCCCCGCAAGUCAGCUUCGCCUGACGUCCGUUCUUUUGCCCAGUUGCGACAGGGCUCGCAACUGCCGGUCUCCGUGAGACCAUCCACUCCUUCCCCUGCUUCCCCACCUGUCCCAGCUGCCACUGGGGCAGGGCGUUCGCUAACAGGCUCCGUCCUUUCCUCUCGCUUGGAGGAAAGGCGGGCUUCUCGACAGGCACGCUCUCGGCCUUGGGCUGCUACACCCAAGGUCGAGGGGCACAAGAAGUCCCCCGAGGGACACCGGUCGACAACCCGCCCUUCCCCCCGAGUCGAACGAGCCUCUGGUCCGUACACCCGGGCUAUUCGCAGCCCACAUAUGGCGGCACGUACUCGACGAGCGCUCAGGCGGAUCGACGAGGUUCUUGCUAAGCCUGCCCUGGUCAAGGCUGGGGCGGGUGAACGUAAGGCCAAGUCCGUGAAGUCGGUUCGUUUCGGCGAGGACACCAUCAUCCCUGUGUCCUGUUGGAUAGUUCGGCGCGAGCAUGUCUUUCCUGCCCCACUGGCGGCCAUGGGUCACCUGCAAGGUUGGAAAGUCACUCCUCGUGCGGAGCCAGACGAGGAGGGUGAGAUGGAAAAGUACACCACAUACUGGGGUUCAGACUCAUAUGUGAUGCUUGACAUCCACUCUGCCUCGGAGCCAUGCGGACGUGACGGAUGCCAAUACCAGCGCCUGGCUAGCAUUGCUGCCAGGAGGCCAGGCUGGGGUCCGGCCACGGUCUUCUUGGCUUGGAACAUGCUGAGAGAGAAGGUCCGGCAACGUGGUGGAUUCCGGCUAUGCUGGCGUGUAUCCUGCUGUGGUAUUGGUGGCGCAUUAUGCACCGAAGAGAGGAUUCUGGAGCGAGGGUUCCCUAACCACGAGGGCUCCCGACGAACGAGACGGACGAGACGGACGAGACGAGACGACGCCGAACGACGACCGACCGACCAGCGACAGCGACAUCAACAAGACAACGACACCGACGACGACAGCGACAGCGACAGCGACAACGACGACACCGAUUCGCCGGAGGCCGAUUGGGGAUGGUGGUGGGCCAUCGACAAUACGACAAUAUCGACGCCUCCUUCGACAGACGACGACGACGACGACGACGACGACGACGACACGACGACAACCGACGGAGCUACACCGGGCGGCUAA